This is a messenger RNA of Taeniopygia guttata (zebra finch), 5626 nucleotides long. The record is from RefSeq and is a predicted model, not a curated record. Lineage: Eukaryota; Metazoa; Chordata; Aves; Passeriformes; Estrildidae.
GGAGCCCUCAGGGAGUUGCCCAGACUGGGGCCCACAAAUUCACAACUGGUGCCCCAGUGAGAAGAGAAUCCAGCUCUGAAGAGAUCAUCCCACACAGUCCCUGGAGGUGAGCCAAAUCCAUCAAAAUUCCUCUGGAGGUGAAAGGACUCAGCCAUUCAACAUCUCGAUUCCUGGUGGCCACAGGAGUCACAUCCCUUGCUCUGCUGGAUGGAUCUUGGGACUGAGAGCUGAACCCCACAUUUGGUAAGCUCUGAAGGGGACAAAAAUGGGAGGGAACCUCGCCAAAAGUGAUUUAGACGCACUCCAAAAAUUAGAAUCCUUAGUGAAACAGCACCCAUCAAAAUUGCACAAAAAGGAUUUGGAAAAUGUGUUACUUUGGGCAAAGGAAAAUUACCCAUCUCUUAAAGAGGAAGAUUUAUUUCAGUCCUGUUUUUGGGUGGAUGCUAGCGUCAAAUUAUAUGAGUACGUGGCAUCCCACGAUCCAAAUGCAGGAGUGUUGUUUGCGGCUUCUAGAGCACUUUAUCAGGUUACAUAUGAUGCAAAAUAUUCGCAAUCUACUGCACAUCAAUCAUUGAAAAAUCCCCAAACACCUGAGAGUUUUUCCCUCGGGGAAGAAGGGCAGGAGUCUGCCGCCGCACAAAGUGGAUUUCUGGAGAAACCCCCCGAAACUCGUGACCCCGGGGCGACCCUGCCAAGGCUCGGGAAGCGGCUGCUCCCCCUGAGGAGAACCCGUCUGAAGGGGAGGGCAGGGCGGGAGAGGGGACGGGGCGGGAAGGAGAGAAUAAAGCGAUUGCGUCUCGGGAGGAGCCCGAAAGACAGCGGCUUCCACGGUUUAAAUUACUCAUCGGUAAAGAGGACGAAGAAGACGUAUCUUUUUUUGACUUUCUUACAUCUCUGUACAUCCCUGAGGUGGGAGAAGGGGGGCUGGAGGGGCCGCUCCAUUCCCUUCCCCUUUCUCCGCCCCAGCCCCAACUCUGGGAGGCGGCACAGGCGCCCGAGGCGUUCGUGGCAAAGUCUUCGGCCUCCGGCGGGCCGCCCUCAGCCUCGGGCGGCUGCCAGCCUCCGACAAAGACGCCACAGGGGCACGCCCCAGCGGGUCGCUGGGUCAGAACGGCCCCGGGGCCGGCCGGCGCCAUCCCAGUGCCGCCCAUGCCCGUCCCCGAGCCGGGAACAGCGGCCCUGGGGCCGGCCGGCACCAUCCCAGUGCCGCCCAUGCCCGUCCCUGAGCCGGGAACAGCGGCCCUGGGGCCGGCCGGCACCAUCCCAGUGCCGCCCAUGCCCGUCCCUGAGCCGGGAACAGCGGCGCGGGGAAGACCCGCGGGCACCGGGUGUGGUGUCACCACCCGCCCGCCUUGCCGGGCCGCGCAGGCUCAGUCCCAGCCAGGGUUGGCGCAUGCUCCCUGCGCACCCGCUAUUCACCCGCCCGCAGGCGCACGCACCGCGGUCUGACCCGCGCCCCGCGUUCCGGCAGCCCGCGUUCCCUCUGCCGCCGCGGCUGCGGGGCCGAUGCGGGCAAGCAGCACGCCGCUACAGCCGCCACCGCCGCCGCCCCAUGAGGAGACACUCGCAGCGCCACAUCUCGGCACAGCUCAGCUUUUCCAGCCACCCCGGGUGGCGGCAGCUGCUGCCGCGGCGGAAAGCGGCUCACGGCCGAUCCGUGGAACAACAACGCCGCCUUGUGGAACAAAGGCAACGUUGCAACAAGCGUUGCAAAGGCUGCAGGAAAACAAUGCAAGAUCAUUUUAAUCCAGGAUGUACAGAAUCGUCCGCGAUCAGUUGAGGCCCUCAAAGCAUGCCUUGCAGAAGAAGAGCAAGACACAAUAGUCAUUCCAGGAAAAAUGGACAUGCCAAGCCAAGGCACCUCACACACUGGACAGGACACAAGCACUCAAGCCAUGGAUGAUCCACAACAGCAACAACAAUUUCCUGUACCACAGGAGAACAGCGACGAGAAUGUUCUCUCCAUCACAGCAGGACAAGGCUUUGCUAUUUUAUCUAAAGAACCACCUGGCUUCUGGACAUCAACAAACACUUCAGCUUUUUAUAUGCCUGCUCCAAAGACUUGGCUUUCAGGUCAAAAGUCCAGUUCUUCAACUCAACCAAGAUUUUAUUCACUUUCUCAGGAUUUUAUAAAACAACUUUUUCUCCAACUUCAGGAAUUUGCUCAGUGCUUUCCAGGACAAAAGCAUGGAACUCACUCUAUUCCAUUCACUUCAUCAUCAACACAGACAGCAAGUGCAGUUACAGCCUCUUCAGUUCCUCAAUACCCAGAACCUGACAGCCUUUUUACCUCCCCUCAAACAGAAGGGGGAGGGGUAACUGAAAUGUAUGCACCCUUCGGGCCAGAGGAAGAUGCAUCCAGGCAAAUAGCAACCCCACCAGAUGUGGCUCCUAUUCCCAGAAAUAGCCAAAGAGAUGCUUCAUCGACGAACUAAGCAAAUGUCAGAAGGAUACCAUGGAACUACUUGAGGUAGAAAAUCACAACAAAAUCACAACAAAACCACAGAAAAUACAAAUCAGGACUCAAGUAAAUAAUUUACAGGACUUACAGCAACUUUUGUGAGAAAUCAAUUGGAUCUGACUGAUUUUGGGGAUCACAAAAUAUGAACUUUCAUCAUUUUUCAAUCUGUUGAAAGGAGACUGUAACAUCAAAUCCCCCAGAAGUCUCACGCCUGAGGCUCAAGACACCCUUGAGAAGAUUGCCGAAGCUCUUCAGCAAAGACAAGCACAUUACUUUAUAAUGAUGCAACCAUUUUUCCUUGCAGUUUUGGGAGAAAAGAUACAACUCUAUGGUCUCAUAGUCCAAUGGGACUCAUUAGAAAAAGACCCUUUGUUGAUAAUAGAGUGGGAUUUCUUGCCCUACAGAUCUCCCAAAAUGAUUUUUACCACAUUAGAAAUGCCAGCCCAGAUUAUAAUCAGGGCCAGGACCAGAUUGCAGACAAUGGUGGGCAAAGAUUUUACAACAAUUUAUCUGCUGUUGAAAAAAGACUAUCUUGAUUGGGCAUUGCAAAAAUCAGAGGACUUAAAAACUGCAUUGUUAAAUUAUUCGGGUGUUUGUUCAAGCCAUUUUCCAGGUCAUAAGAUUGUUGCAAACAAAAUUAAGCUUCAGAGGGAAACCGAUGAUAAGUGAAGUGCCAUUGGAUGCAAAAACAUUAUUCACUGAUGGUUCUGGCAAAACACAUAAAUCAGUCAUGACUUGGCAGAAUGUAACCGCAAAAGAAUGGGAAUCAGACAUUCAAAAAAUACAGGGCUCAUCUCAAAUUGUAGAAUUGGCUGUAGUGGUCAGAAAUGUUUCAAGAAGUCCUCAAUCUAAUUACAGAUUUAGCAUAUGUGGCCAACAUAGUCAAAAGAAUAGAAGGGUCACUUCUAAAAGAAGUAGAUAAUGAAGAUUUGUACUCUUGUCUUGUAAGCAUGCAAAGAGUAUUACAACAGAGAAAACAUAAAUAUUUUAUCUCACAUCAGGGCACAUUCUUCCCUUCCAGGAUUCCUAGCAGAAGGGAAUGCAUGAGCAGACGACCUGACCAUGAUAGUUUCAAACACCUUGCCAAACAUUUUUGAACAGGCAAGUCUGAGUCAUGUGUUCUUUCAUCAGAAUGCACAGGCACUCAUGCACACAUUUCACAUUUCCAAAGAUCAAGUAAAAGCCACCAUAAGCGCUUGCCCUGAUUGUCAGCUUGUGCAACCUCCUGUUUCUACAGGAGUGGUCAAUCUAAGAGGGUUGCAGAGUCUGCAACUGUGGCAAACAGAUGUCACAAAAUACCCAUCCGUUGGGAGAUUCAAAAAUAUUCAUGUGUCAGUAGACACUUUUCUCAGACACUUUCCCUGCACACAGGUGAAACAGUAAAGCAUGUCAGCAUUUUUUGCAAGCAUUUGCUUCAUUAGGUGUUCCUCAAGAAGUCAAAACAAACAAUGGCCCAACUUACAGAGGGCAAACCAACCAACAAGGUUCCUUGCAAUUACCACAGGGAAUUUUGUUCAUUUGUGGGGACAGAGUUUGGCCUGCCAGGCCUUCCAAUGUCAAAGGUGGUCCAUGCAGCAUUGGGAAAUCUUUUGUCAGUGCAUGGACAUGGAUGUGAAGAAUUUGAAGGAAUGUCUUGCAUGAAUUUGUCUGAUCAUUCAAAAUCUAUUCAUGAAAGCAUACAACAAUUGGAGGAUGGAGUGGCCAGACUUGGGGAAGAGAAUGGGUCAUGGCUGGAUGGCAUGUUCAGUUGGUUUAAUCUUGCUCCAGCAUGGAGAGAAUUUGUGAAGAUAGGUAUUUUUGUCCUGAUUUGAGUCAUUAUUCUUUUAAUAUUUGUGCCAUGUCUGCUUCAGUGUAUCUGACAGAUGAUGGAUGAGGCUGUCAGAGGAGUAGUUUCCCCCUGUCAGGGGAGCCCUCGGGGAGUUGCCCAGACUGGGGCCCCACAAACUCACAUUGCAGGAUCACAGAAUCAAUUAGGUUGGAAAACAACUCUAAGUUACUCAAGUCCAGUUGUUGACUGAAGACCACCUUGUCACUAGACCAUGGCAGUAAGUGCCACAUCCAUUCAUUUCUCAUCAAGGCAUUGUGAUUUCACCACCUCCCUGGGCGGCUUAUUCCAAUGUUUGACAACCCUUUCUGUGAAGAAAUUCCUCCUGAUGUUUAACCUGAACCUCUGCUGGCACAGCCUGAGGCUAUGUCCUGGUCUGUCAACCAGCUUUCUCCUGUUAAAGGCUGGGAAAAGGAAGAUAUGCCCCAAUAUUUGUGUUUUCCAGAUAUUAAGCAACAUUUUUUUUAAAUACAGUCAAGCAUUUUUGAUGAUUGUUUUGCAUUUUAUCAAAAGUUAAACAAUUCAGUCCUCAACUGCACCCAAGGUAGAAGUAACCUUUCCUCACAGAAGGGAGUACCGUGCAGUGCACUUGAAGAACAAGCUCAAUUUCCAAGCUAACAAGAAAGUUCUGCUAAUUUUUUUUUUUCUAAUUACCAAUAAAUACAGCCCUAGAAGAGGUUAAAUUUGCUCCCUGUCAGCUCUGUGCAGACACAUAUGCCCUCUGCAGGAUUUCAGAAGAUCCCUGCCCAUCUGGCUGGCUGGGGUUGGCUCUUUCACUCAAUGAGGAGCUGCUUUUAGGUAAACACUGCAACAAGAGCAAGUGCUGCUAGAAGAAGACUGGGGCAAUUUAUGUGGUUUAAGAGAACAGUUUUAUUAAAACUAGGUACUGAAAUUUAUUUGUUGCAUUGCUUAAUCUGUAGAAAAUAUAAUAAUUUAAAGAAGAAAGUCUUACUAAAAGAAACACCUGGUAGAACAUACACACUUCAAUACUUUAUAUAUUGCUUUACUUUCACGGAAAGUGGUGUUUUGCUGUGGUUUUUUUAGUUAUAUGUGAUAGAAACAGAUUUUAAAUGCCGAAAUCAGGAUGCCACAAGAUGAAUUGCAACUUUGUAUUUUGCAUGCAUGCAGCUCAGUUUAGCAAAGAAAAGAAAAACACCACCUGUUUUUAGCAUAUCUCUAUUUAAAGCUGAAUUUGUUAAAUGUCUAUGUAGUUAGUAGUUUGCAAAUUAAGACCUAAGAGAUAGGCUUUUCAUAUUGGAGAAUCAUGGGUGUUUGCCUUUUUGUUUUAAAGAAUAGAAUCAAAUAACACAACUCCGCUUAAAUAAAAUAAAUGUUUUACA